Periophthalmus magnuspinnatus is the source of this 1725-nucleotide messenger RNA. RefSeq names its product phosphopantothenoylcysteine synthetase (gene ppcs). Bases 190 to 1131 code for a protein of 313 amino acids. NCBI's taxonomy places the organism in Eukaryota, Metazoa, Chordata, Actinopteri, Gobiiformes, Gobiidae. Gene Ontology annotation, cellular component: nucleus; cytoplasm. Gene Ontology annotation, molecular function: phosphopantothenate--cysteine ligase activity. Gene Ontology annotation, biological process: coenzyme A biosynthetic process. The transcript has 4 exons. The record is from RefSeq and is a predicted model, not a curated record.
GUCAUACAGAAGAAGUCCAAAAACCAGGAAGUACUCAGGGGAACAAAAUUUGACAGAAAUUUGUUUUGGAAACUGAAGUAGCUUAGUAGUGGCUUUCGUGGAUUUGUUUUGAUAAAGUCCUUCUCAUUUUUUUUUACAUUUUAUUGCAUUUGAUCUCGAUAUAUUGCUGGAAAGGUGUGACAAUCAGCAAUGGCAGAACCAAACAUAGACGGAAAACUUGCUGAGGAGUUUGCUGUGCCCGCCCAGGUUGAAGAAGUGAAGGAGCGAAUGACUGAGUUUGCCCGUAACCACGCGUCAGAGGGGCGCAAAGUGGUUGUGAUCACAUCAGGGGGCACCAAAGUCCCUCUUGAGUCCCGUACCGUCCGAUUUCUGGACAACUUCAGCAGCGGGCGGCGAGGGGCAUCUUCUGCGGAGUAUUUCAUAGAGGCUGGAUAUGCAGUUGUUUUCCUACACAGGCAUCGCUCUCUGUACCCGUACACCCGAAUGUUCUCAAACAUAAACAUGCUGGAUGCACUGCAGGUUAAGAGGGACCAAGGAGGAGAGGUGGUGGUCAAUCAGGAGGUGCUUCCAAAUAUUGCCAAAGUUCUGAAACGCUAUCAGGAAGUGAAAGAAAACAGGCUACUUCUACCCAUAGAGUUCAGCGCACUGUCAGAGUACCUGCAUCUCCUGAAAGCUGCAGCACAAGCCCUCAGCUCUGUAGGUUCCAAUGCCAUGUUUUAUUUGGCUGCUGCAGUUUCUGACUUCUAUAUCCCAGCGUCAGAGAUGCCUGAACAUAAAAUUCAGUCUUCAAAUGGACCAUUACAGCUCAGUUUGAACAUGGUCCCUAAGAUCUUGUCUCCAUUGGUGAAGGACUGGGCUCCUCAGGCUUUUGUCAUUUCCUUUAAACUGGAGACCGACGCCUCCAUCCUCCUGGACAAAGCCAAAAGAGCCCUGGACACGUACAGGCACCAGGCUGUAGUGGCCAAUGUGCUGGACUCCAGGAGGGGGUAUGUCGUCGUGGUAACCAGGGACACUCAGGUGGAGCUCCUUUUAUCAGAUGAAGAUGUGAAAAACGACAUCGAGAUUGAGGAGAGGAUAGUGAGUAAUUUAACAUCAGCACAUAAAAGGUUUAUAAACAAGCAAAAAGUCUGAGGGCCAAAAGAACUGCAUGUUGGAAUAAGAUGUGUAAAUUCCCUGGGCGUGCUAUUAAAUACACCUCUUCUACUGAUUUUAAAGCUACUAUAGAAUCUUUAACAUUGCAGUUAAGCAUUCAAUCUGUAAGGGUAUUAAGAUACAGGUGUGAAAGUAGCAGUUGCAUUUAGGGCAUACAAAUAGCAAAGGUGAUGAUUUUGAUCUGUUAAAUGAGUGUUUAAAUUCAGACUCCAUUAAAUUUCAUAAGCCCAUAAGAAUUCACACAUUUCUGUUACAUCCCAUGAAUCCUCUCCACUUUCCUCUGUCUUGAAGCAUCAGUUCUGAAUGUCUGUGUAUGUAAUAUGCAAUUGAUCUGGUGUACUUAAUAAAAUGUCCAGUUUGUUCAUGUGCCCUUGCUUUACCCAGGCUUUGGCUUGUCUUCAUAUGUAAGCUAAAUACAUUUUUGCCUUUCCUACUGCAAACAGUAAAUAAACUUAACAAAUGCCUUUUUAAAGAUUACCUUCUUGUAAAUGUUAGAAGAACCUUAUCUUUAUGACUAAACAAUCUUAUGUUUGAUAAUAUAAUACCCAGAAUAAACAAGACUACAACAGCUGG